AUGAUUUCAGCAUUACAAUGGAUACCAAAAGGUUCAGCCAACCCUUUCCCAAAGAAAUUUGACCCAAAUUCAGAUGAAAAAUUAGACGAAGAAGAAUUAAAAUCAAUUCAAGACAAUGAAGAAGUAGAGCCAACUAAAAAAGAUAAAAAGAAUAAAAAUAAAGCACAACCACAAAUAGACGGCAAUGAUAAAGAAAUUUAUGAUAGAUAUAACUUUGAUGACUAUGACAGUGAUGAAGAAGAUGAAUCAAUGAUGACAGAAGAUGCAAAGAAUGAAAAAACAGAAAAAGUUGGUUUAAAGUUUAUUAAUAGAGCCAUGAAAGGUUUAAUGUUUUAUAAAGAUUCAGAUACAGAUCCAUAUCUUCAAGAUAAGGAAGAAGAAGAUGCCGAUGAUAUUGAUGAUAUUGUUAUUAGACCAACUGAUUCAAUUCUUAUUACAGCAAUUGCCACAGCCGAUGAUGAAUACUCACAUUUAGAUAUUAUGGUUUAUGAAGAAGAUUGCGACAAUCUCUAUGUACAUCACGAUAUUAUUUUAUCAUCAUUCCCAAUUUCAUUAGCAUGGACCGAUCAAAACCCAGCAAGUAUUAAUGAAAAAGGUUCAUUUGUUGCCGUUGGUACUUUUGAACCAGGAAUUGAAAUUUGGGAUUUAGAUGUUAUUGACAAUUUAAUUCCAACUGUUACAUUAGGCGGUAAAUUAGACGAAAAGAAAAUCAGAGGUAAACAAAAGAAUAUAAAUAAAUUUAAACCAAAUAGUCAUAUAGAUAGUGUUAUUUCAUUAUCUUGGAAUUCACAACAAAGAAACGUAUUAGCAAGUGGUUCUGGUGAUAAAACUGUUAAAGUAUGGGAUAUUACAACUCAACAAUGUUUAAAUACAUUCACUCAUCACAAAGAUAGAAUUUCAGCAUUACAAUGGAAUAGUCAAGAAAAAACAGCUCUUUUAGUUGGUUCACACGAUAAAUAUGUUAGUAUUGUAGAUGUUAGAUCACCAGAUGCAGCUUAUAAAUGGUCAGUUAAAGGUGAAGUUGAAUGUCUUCAAUGGAAUCCACAUAAUGCAAAAGAGUUUAUUGUUGGUACCGAUAAUGGUACAGUAGUAUCCUAUGAUGCUACAUUAGGUCCAAAUGCCAAACCAGUUUGGUCCGUUCAAGCUCACAGUUCAGGUGUUUCAUCUUUUUCAUAUUGUCCAGGUCAAGCUGGUUUCUUUGCAACUGGUAGCAGUGAUCACACACUUAAACUUUGGAAACUUGACAACAACAACCAAGUUUCACUUAUUGAAGAGAAAUCACUUCAAGAAGAGGUCUUUUCUGUUUCUUUCUUCCAAAACUCACCAUUUAUUUUAGCCAUUGGUUCUGAAAGCCAAAGACCAAAUAUUAUCGAUACUAAAAAAUUCAUUUCAGUCCAAAAUGCCUUUGGUUUCGAAAAACAAGAAGGUUCAAAAGAACCAGUUAUUUUUACUAAACAAAAUAGAAAUCAAGAAGGUUAUGAAGAAGAUGAUGGAGAAGAUGAAGAUGAUGAAAGUUUCGAAGAUGAAGAAGAUGCAAGUUUCGGAGAUGAAGAAGAGGAAGAAGAAGAAGAGCCAGUUAAACCAGUCAAACCAACCAAAUCACAACAAAAAUCAAAACCACAACAAAAACCAAAAACCACCCAACAAAAAAAACCAAAUAAAAAAGUUGGAGAUUCAGAUGAAGAAUAA
Dictyostelium purpureum is the source of this 1689-nucleotide messenger RNA. RefSeq lists its product as uncharacterized. The transcript has 2 exons. Gene Ontology annotation, molecular function: protein binding. The record is from RefSeq and is a predicted model, not a curated record. Bases 1 to 1689 code for a protein of 562 amino acids. Gene Ontology annotation, biological process: rRNA processing. NCBI's taxonomy places the organism in Eukaryota, Evosea, Eumycetozoa, Dictyosteliales, Dictyosteliaceae. Gene Ontology annotation, cellular component: nucleus.